AUGACAGAAAAGAAGGCUGAUACAAAUAUGGAGAGGUGCAAUAUCUAUUAUAACAAUUCCUUCCAUUCACACAAUACACUCAAUUCAAAUUUGCAGUUGAAUAAAGGAUCAUGUUGCAAUUCUUAAUAAUCAUAAAUGUAAGGUCCGCCUUUAUUAAUACAAGCAUUACGAUUUAGGGCAUCAUUAAAAUAUUCAGAAGUAUUUAAAAACAAGGAAAUAUUAUUGCUAGAUACUAUUCUGGUAGAAAUUACGAACGAGAACAACAGUGUUCGAAUUAAAAUAUAAGGUUGAACAAUUAGGGAACUAGUUGAAAAGUCUCAUUCAGUAAAAUAAUAUAAUGCAUAAGCAACAGUUCUCAUUUAUAAAUUGGUUUUUCACAUAAUAUUCUGGUAGCCAUGUAGUUUUGAUACAUAUUGUCUCUAAUUCAUUGAUCUGGCUUCUCUUAAAUUCAAUAAGGAUGUGCCUGUGUUUACACUGCUUGCU
Paramecium octaurelia is the source of this 483-nucleotide messenger RNA. The record is from the annotation of a GenBank genome assembly. NCBI's taxonomy places the organism in Eukaryota, Ciliophora, Oligohymenophorea, Peniculida, Parameciidae.